Molecule: messenger RNA, 1327 nt
Organism: Pecten maximus
Lineage: Eukaryota; Metazoa; Mollusca; Bivalvia; Pectinida; Pectinidae
Product: soluble scavenger receptor cysteine-rich domain-containing protein SSC5D-like
Exons: 2
Cellular component (GO): membrane
Source: RefSeq, a predicted model, not a curated record
CGGUAACGGUUACACAUGGACCUUCAAAUGCUAUGUAGGACUAACAAACAUAUCGCCACCUAAAACCAUUAUAGCUUAAAACUAUUCCAAAGGUAUAAAUGCCAUUGGGAGUAUGGGUGUAGGUUGUUCUGUUGUGGACUAGCGAAUCAUCAAGCGUAUCUCUCAGUGGACGUCAGAUCUACUCUACCAGGCCUCCAGUCGGUCUUGUCUGACAUUGUAUUUGCUAACCGGGGUUCAGAAGUUUUAAAUUUCAUUGAACUUUGCCAUUGACAUGGGUCAAAUAGCGCGCGCUUUCAUAGUCUUAGGAGUAGAUGGUGCACGCGCCUGAAUUUACAAAAAUGUCUGUGACGGGGCGAUUGUUUCAGUGUGUGAGCAGACGACAGUCGGACAGGAACUCCCGGGAAGGCAGCAGCUCGUCAUAGAGAGAUAUAUCUAUACCAGCUGAUAGUUUUGGUGAUAUUGAAUAUUAAUAUAUUUCUGUGAUAAUAUUACCAAGAUCAUCAUGGGGUAUUCAGUGUUGUUAGCGGUAUGUAUGUACGGGAUGUUGCUUGGUGUGUCACGUGGGUUCAGAGAUGGCGACAUACGACUGCUUGGGGGUCGGUCAUCAUCGGAGGGGACUGUCCUGAUCUACCAUAGGUUCCGAUGGGGAGCUAUCUGUGACUACAGCUGGGAUAUAAGGGACGCUAAUGUCGCUUGUCGCCAGAUAGGAUUUGUCAGUGCUAUUGCCGCAACUGCCAGAAGCCGAUAUGGACAAGGAAGACGGUUUAAGUGGAUGUCAUACAUGCACUGCCGAGGAAACGAGAUUCACUUAACUCAAUGUCGCUAUCCUGGGUACGGACGGGGAACAAGACACAGGUUCUGCUCGGGUCGGUUCACGUCUGCUGGGGUCAAAUGUCGCGAACAUGAUACUACAACCACUACUACCACAAGGGCCACUACCCCAAAACCAACCACUGCGAAGCCAACCACCACAACCACCACCACCACUCCGAAACCCAUCAUUCGCGUCAUUGAUAACGGUCCUGCUGCAAUGAUGGACGGUAGGAAUUCCGGUUACGUCAUUCUUCCUGACAUCAAUCCUGGUUCUUCCGUUUCUCUUAGAGAUCCAGCGUACAGUAAUGUAUUGGGGGCUGAUAACGAGAUAUCACAAAACAGGGUCAUGAUACCUGUUACUCCUGCUCCUACUGCUAGACCCACAACAACCACAACAACUACAACACCGAAACCAACAACCACAACAACCACAACACCGAAACCAACAACAACAACCACAACACCGAAACCAACAACCACAACUACCACGACACCGAAACCAACAACCACAACU